AUGCAGAAAAACUUUUAAAUGAAGGAUAACCAAGUGAAAACGUGCAGUAUGGAAAGAGAAUUUUUGUAUGAAUUCUGCGCUGGAAAUGAACAUUUUGUGCUUACAGUUCCACUGAAAUUUCCAGUGCAAGAAAAAGCUAGCCAUUUGCAUGGACGCCUAAUGCUUCUUCACAACUUGCCAUGUUUCAUAGAAAAUGAUUUAAAAGAAUCUCUUAAUAGAUUCAUUGAAGAGGAGUCCAUAAAAGAUUAUGAUAGAGAAGCAGAAGUUGCGCUGGAAGCUGUAAAAUCUGACAAAGUAGAUUUAAAUCAUCUGGCAAAUGCUUGGGCCAAAGCCUAUAGUGAGGCAGUAUUGGAACAUGCAAGGCCAGAGGAUCCUAGCUGGGAUGAAGAUUUUGCAGAUGUCUAUCAUGAUCUGAUCCAUUCUCCUGCUUCUGAAACUCUGUUAAACUUGGAACACAAUUAUUUUGUUAGCAUCUCAGAAUUAAUAAGUGAAAGAGAUGUAGAACUGAAAAAAUUGCGGGAAAGGCAGGGUGCUGAAAUGGAUAAGGUGAUGCAGGAACUGGGAAAAUCAUUAACAGAUCAAGAUGUAAAUAUGUUGGCAGCUCAACACUUUGAAUCCCAACAGGCACUGGAAAACAAAUGGAAUAAUGAACUGAAACAAACAUCAGGUAUCCAGAAACAAGAAUAUCAAGAAUGGGUGAUAAAACUUCACAAGGACCUUAAAAAUCCAAACAGCACUAUUGGUGAUGAAAUAAAAGUUCAGCCAAAUCAGUGGAGGGAAUCUGUAGAAGGAAAUGGGAGACUUUUUGAAGACCAGAGACAAUUGGAAGAAAGUUUCACUAUCCACUUAGGAGCACAACUGAAAACCAUGCAUAACCUCAGGUUAUUGAGGGCAGAUAUGCUAGAUUUCUGCAAACAUAAACGCAAUCAUCGGAGUGGAAUUAAACUGCACAGGCUUCAAACUGCCCUGUCACUUUAUUCAGCUUCUCUUUGUGGCCUUGUCUUAUUGGUGGAUAAUCGCAUCAGUUCAUACAGUGGGAUCAAAAGAGAUUUUGCAACAGUCUGCCAGGAGUGUACAGAUUUCCACUUUCCUGGGAUUCAGGAGCAGCUUGAAAUUGUUCAACAGGUUGUUCUUUAUGCUCGAGCACAACAUAGCAGUAAAUCUAAAAGGCUAAAUGAAGCAGGAAGCAAAAAUAGUGCAAGUGAUGAUAAAUCUAAGACUGUUGAUCAAAACCCUGCAAAUAUCUUGCCAGGAGAAUUUUACAUAAGUCGCCAUUCAAACCUCUCUGAAAUUCAUGUUACUUUUCAUCUCUGUGUGGAUGAUAAUGUGAGGUCAGGUAAUAUUACUGCCCGGGAUCCUGCAAUCAUGGGCCUCCGAAAUAUCCUCAAAGUAUGCUGUACACAUGACAUUACAACCGUCAGUAUUCCUCUUCUGCUGGUACAUGAUAUGUCUGAGGAAAUGACUAUAUCUUGGUGUCUAAAGAGAGCGGAGCUUGUAUUUAAGUGUGUUAAAGGAUUCAUGAUGGAAAUGGCUUCCUGGGAUGGCGGGAUUUCUCGAACUGUGCAAUUCCUAGUACCUCAGAGUAUUUCAGAAGAGAUGUUCUACCAGCUGAGUAAUAUGUUGCCACAGAUUUUCCGUGUUUCAUCUACACUUACUCUUACAUCCAAACAUUGAGUUCCCUCAAAUACACUGGAAAAAAACUGUAGGAGGACAACAUAGGAUUCAUUUUGUUCCAUGAAGCACUUGUUCAUCAGUGAAUGUGAUUAUUGUGGACAUUCAUGACAAAACUGGAAUCUAAAGACACCUGCAGUGUGCAAAAUAAAUCUAUGUUUGCAUCAGGAAGAAUGAAAUAUUUUGUGUAUCCCCCACCCCCUGUUUCUGGCUUGAGCAUUCCCACCAUAUUGAAUGGUUUUCUGAGAGCACCCUGGGGUUCAGAAGCAAGUUGUGGAAGACUAUAGGAACUGUGGUAGGAAAAAAUGUUGUGUAUCAGCUUGUAACCCUGUAUCCUGGCCUAGUAAUUCGUAGUAGAAUUUUCAAACAAAAGGAGGGGGAAAUCUUUUGGUUUGUUUCAGAUUUGGAUUCCUUGACACAGCCUUUGUCUGAUGAGGUUCUGAAUAUGAUAUUAGUUUUUCUUGCCUUGACAUCACUUUACGUAAAAUAACAUCUUUGGAUUUGUGAAACAAAGUAUACUAGGGGGAGAAGGACUGAAGAAUUCUGCUCUCGGGAUUAAAGCUCUGGCCUAGAAUCAGUAGGCUAGCCCCAACUAGAUAGAUCCAUUGAAUCAAUUGGCUUUACGUAAGUUUUGAUUUAUUGUUCAAUGGAUAUAUUCUUAGUGGCCAAGCAAUUGGAUUUAUACUUUGGCUUACAAAAGUAUUCCAAGCCAGAUAUCACUGGGAAGCUCACAAGCAGAAGGUAUAGCUUGCAUCUGUCAGUUGUCAUUAUUCAAAGAGAGUUACUAGCUCUGAAUACAGAGCUUCCAAAUAAUAGCAGUGGCUGAUCUGUUCACACAUAGACUGGUCCUCUGUGAUUUAGUCCCACACAUUAUGGUUUUUUCCUUUGUUUUCCCUUACAGAAGUCAUCCAAGUAAAUGAGCAGUUAAUGUCAUGUUAAUUAUUCCUUUGAUAGAGUACUCUCUGAAACUCCUGUAUGAAUGUAAUUGGGGCACCCUGAAUUAAAUUAUCAAUUUCUUUUUUGA
Messenger RNA from Pogona vitticeps (central bearded dragon), 2695 nucleotides. Lineage: Eukaryota; Metazoa; Chordata; Lepidosauria; Squamata; Agamidae. The record is from RefSeq and is a predicted model, not a curated record.